Messenger RNA from Botrytis sinoallii, 1923 nucleotides. RefSeq lists its product as uncharacterized. Lineage: Eukaryota; Fungi; Ascomycota; Leotiomycetes; Helotiales; Sclerotiniaceae. The record is from RefSeq and is a predicted model, not a curated record. The coding region runs from base 1 to 1923 and encodes 640 amino acids. The transcript has 3 exons.
AUGGCAAGUAUAACUUUGCGCAAGAGAUUAGCACUUCUAUUUACUGUUUCAAUCUUCACCAUCGCUCUGGUAUAUUAUUGGAGGCUUCAAUAUUCACCUCAAAUCUCAGAGGAAAGAUUGCGUCCAAAGCCCGUAAUCCCGGAAAAGCCUGGUCUUAUUAAGGAGCCACCUGGUCAUGAUGACACAAAGCUUCAACACUCAACAGCCUCAAUUGAUUCAAGCACAUCAAUUAAUACCAUGACACAAACCUCCGCUACUCCAACAACUUCCUCCAUGACUUCGUCAAGCCCGAAUGUUACAAUUCCACAGGGAACGUAUAUAGGAAAACAAACAUUAAAAUACCCACAAGUCCUCGAAGAGUUUCUUGGAAUUCCUUAUGCAUUACCACCAACAGAAGAUCUUAGGUUUCGACCUCCUGUCCCGGUAAAGACAUCAACAGCAAUUUUUGAUGCCACAAAACCCGCAUCAAGAUGUAUGUCCGGUCCAGACAAUCAACCUCAAAGUGAAGAUUGUCUUCAUCUGAAUAUUCAUCGUUCCAAGAGCACCACGAAUUCACCAAACGAAAAAUUACCAGUUUUGGUGCAUGUUCAUGGAGGAGCUUUCAAUUUUGGGAAUGCGAAUGAUAGGGGAAUAGCAUCUCUGGUGGGCUGGUCUAAACAACCUUUGCUUGCAGUCACAUUUGAGUAUAGAGUAGGAGCUCUGGGCUUUUUGCCAUCGAGGCUAAUGGCUGAAGAGAAGGCUUUGAAUUUGGGCUUGAAAGACCAGAAGUUGUUGUUGGAAUGGGUCCAGAAACAUAUUUCAAGCUUUGGCGGUGAUCCAGAAAACGUUACUCUGAUGGGUCCCUCAGCUGGAGCUCAUUCUAUCGGUCAUCAUUUAAUGAACAAUGAUGGCUCCCCUUCCCUUUUUGCUAAAGCAAUUAUUGAAUCUGGGGGACCAAUAGCCCGCACUGUCUAUUCUUACGAUAACCCCCUCCAUGAGAUUCAGUUCUCAGAAUUCUUAGAUAAACUUGAGCUAUCUAGUAUUCCACGUACCGAAAUUCUUUCGAGACUUUGCAGUCUUCCUGUUUCAUUUAUCAAAGCUGCCUCGGAACAAAUCUUUGAAUCUUACAACCCCUCCCUCCACAGUAUUAUUCCAAUACCCCCAAUUGAGGCCUUUUUAAAUAAUAUAUAUUGUCACAUUCCUAUUCUUACUGGCUAUAAUAUUAAUAAGGGAUCUAUUUUCAUUCCUAAAACCGUUGAUAAAGUAGGUUCCUUUCUCAAUUUUUUUCAUGUACUUCUAUCCAAUCUUUUUAUGGAAGAUCUCUUAAUUAUCGAUUCCCUCUAUCUAAAUCCUGAAUACAAUCUAGACUCUUUAUACGCUUUCAAUAAUAUUACUCUUGAAAUAAGAAAUCAAUUUCAACACCUCGAUAAAGUAUAUGGAGAUUAUGCGUAUAUAAGUCCUAUACGCCAAACUGCUUAUUUUGCUUCUGGGGAAUAUCCCUAUGAAAACUUUCAUUCAAAUUCAAGUUUGCCUAAAUCAGCUCCAGUCUAUUUCUAUGAAUAUGUAGUUAAUAGUAGUGUCCUUCUUAAUGCCUCUUACGGUUUUCAAUAUCCCUUUUCUGUAUACACACUCCAGGUAGUCAAUAAAUCCACAACGAUCAAAGAAAUCGUAGACUUGAUGUAUACUUACUGGAUGUCCUUCAUAAUAUCUCCAGCAGGAAAUCCAAAUGCAAUUCCAGGUAGAUAUCCGACUCGCAUAGUGUGGUCAGAAUAUAAGGAUGAAAAAAGGAAACGACAAAAAAUGAUUUUCAAAAAAGGAAAUGAUGAGAUUGCGGGGGGUAAGGAAAAAGGCGUGGUGGUAGAGAUUGAAGAGGAUAGGGAGGAUAGAAUGGAGAAGGAAGCUUGUGAAUUUUGGUGGAAGAGAGUGAAGUUGUGGGAGAGUUGA